This is a messenger RNA of Linnemannia hyalina, 1716 nucleotides long. NCBI's taxonomy places the organism in Eukaryota, Fungi, Mortierellomycota, Mortierellomycetes, Mortierellales, Mortierellaceae. The record is from the annotation of a GenBank genome assembly.
AUGAGUACCCCAGAGACCAUCGAUAUCACACUCCCCAACUACGGCACUAUCCGAGGAUUAAUUGACACUGACCAUCAAGUCGCCAUCUUCCGCAACGUCCCUUACGCUCAUGUCCCUGAACGUUGGCGCGUUGCCGCCAAACCUCAGCCUUGGACCGGUGUUCGUGAUGCCACUGUACACGGGCCCGUUCCUCCACAGGCACCUUCAAUGUCGCCAAUCGCCAAGAUGGUCCCCGAGAAGUACUUCAAGCUCGGGAACAACCCCAACUACCAGUUUGGCGUCGACCACUCAGAGCAUGAUUGUCUCAAUCUCAACGUCGUUGUGCCCCUUUCAUCACUCAAGGAGGGCGCCAAACCGAUCCCUGUGCUGACUUGGAUCUAUGGUGGAUCCCUCCGUAACGGCCACAACGCCGUCCCUAUCUAUGAUGCGCGCAAUUUCGUCGCCCACAGUAUUAAACUCAAUCAACCCGUCCUCGUCGUCCAACCUAACUACCGUCUCGCCGCAUUCGGAUUUCUCGCCUCCAAGGAACUGCAGGAGGACAUGGACGAGUAUGUCCGUCAGAGCCCCACACCCAUCUCUCUCUAUGACCAAUCCAUCGGCAAUUGGGGGUUACAAGAUCAAAAGUUGGCAUUCGAGUGGGUCCGGGAAAACAUUGCUGCUCUUGGAGGCGACAGCCGAAAUGUUGUUGCUUGGGGCGAAUCGGCUGGAUCCGUCUCGAUUCACUACCACAUGUUGAUCCCUGCGCAUUAUGGUCUCUUUGACCAUGCCAUCCUCCAAUCAGGAACAGUCGGGACUAUGGCUGCAACAACCAUUGAACUGCAUGGACAAACGACAUUCGACAACCUCCUCACCAACCUCGGUAUCCCAUUGGAUCUCUCGGGACCGGAAAAGAUCAAGCGCCUCAGAGCUGUGCCAAUGGACGAGAUCACUAAGGCUGGUGAUACAGCAACCGCUACACUCGGAUUCACGCCUAUCCAUGACGGGGGAAAGCUGCUUCCCUCGACAAUGCCUAUCCAGGCUUGGGCUUCUCUUCCUUCCUCAUACGAUCCCAACCUCAAGUCUGUGUUGAUCGGCACCAACAAAGACGAGGGCUUUUCGUUUGCGAUGGCGUAUGGAGACCGUAACAUGACGACUUGGUCACAACUGCUCAGCAAGUUUGCUCCCUCCCCUCAGCUCUUGCCCCUCUUCGAGUCUGUCUAUGGUGUUCCCAAGUCUGACGAAGAUGUUGUCAAAAUCGCGGCCGACUACGUAGGAGACCUCAUCUUCCAGCACCCUAACGAGCAAGUCAUGGAUACACUUGUGCAAUUGAGCAAGGAGCGAGAGAGCAAGUUCAAGCUGGAGCGGUAUCACUAUGAUGUCGAGACUGCCAAGAUCAGCGCGUUGUUCCCAGGAUGCGGGUCCAUUCACGGAGCAGAGCUGCUGUUUGUGUUCAACCCACCCAUGUCUGUGGCUUUGUUGUCAGAGACGGAACUGACAGUGGCUGAGGAGAUGCAGAAACGGUGGAUUGCCUUUGCGAACCAAGGCACAGUGUAUGCGGACGGCGAGAAUGUUGCUCAUGUCGAAAAGGAUGAGGCUGUGAUUUGGAGGAAGGAUUACAAAGUGGAAGUUGGAAAGGGACGACGUUUGAGCGAUCAGGCAUUGGUGUUCUGGGAGACUGUCACUAAGUCCAAGCUUCGCCAGAUUCAGCAGAGCCUUGACGCCACCGCAAGGAAGUAA